Messenger RNA from Diatraea saccharalis (sugarcane borer), 2658 nucleotides. NCBI's taxonomy places the organism in Eukaryota, Metazoa, Arthropoda, Insecta, Lepidoptera, Crambidae. The record is from the annotation of a GenBank genome assembly.
AACAACAAAGUAGAAACGAAAGCUUGUACUUGCCGGUGAUGGUUUUAUUUUUUUCUUCGUUAAUCUAUAAAAUUAUUUGAAAUUUAUAUUGUAAUUGUUUAACCAAGUAUCGGAACAAUUAUUGAUAUUUAAAGAGAGAUCUUGAAAAUGGAUGUAGCCGACACCUAUGCUACACAAAGUCAAGUGAAAGAUGAAGUUGGCGUACGAUGCCAAAAGCUGUUUCAGGACUUUUUAGAAGAAUUCAAAGAAGAUAACGAGAUAAAAUAUGAGAAACAAGCUAAAGAACUACUGAAACCAGAAUUAAGCACCUUGGAAGUCAGUUUUGAUGAUGUAGAAAAAUACAAUCAGAAUCUCGCCACUACUAUUAUAGAAGAAUAUUAUAGGAUAUAUCCUUUUCUCAAUCAGGCUAUAUACAACUAUGUUUUAAGUUUAGCAGACAGUGGAAUGAAAAAAGACUUACAGGAUAAGGAGUGUUACAUUUCUUUUGUUGAUGUGCCCACCAGACAUAAAGUGAGAGAGUUGACAACUGCCAAAAUUGGUACUUUAAUUAGAAUAUCAGGACAAAUUGUAAGGACACAUCCAGUGCAUCCUGAACUUGUAUUAGGAACAUUUGUGUGUUUGGAUUGUCAGACUGUUAUAAAAAAUGUGGAGCAACAAUUCAAGUAUACAAUCCCAACUAUAUGUAGAAACCCUGUAUGUGCGAACCGGCGUCGUUUCAUGCUUGAUGCGGAUAAGUCUGUUUUUGUGGAUUUCCAAAAGAUUCGUAUACAAGAGACUCAAGCAGAGCUACCUCGAGGAUGUAUACCGCGCUCCCUUGAAGUGAUAUUAAGAGCUGAAGCAGUAGAAUCAGUUCAGGCUGGUGACCGCUAUGACUUCACAGGGACCCUAAUAGUAGUGCCUGAUGUAGGUUCACUUUCUAUGCCUGGUGCUAAAGCUGAACUUACAACUAGAACGAGACAGGCAAAUGAGGGUCAGAUGGAGGGCAUCAAGGGUCUUAAAGCUUUGGGUGUGAGAGAGUUACAUUACAAGACUGCGUUCCUAGCAUGCAGCGUUCAAGCGAUAGCACGUAGAUUUGGUACGGGUGACCUCGCCACAGACGACUUGACUACUGAGGACAUGAGGAAACAGAUGACCGAUAAAGAGUGGGACAAGGUGUAUGAGAUGUCCAGAGAUAGAAAUCUUUACAAUAACCUCAUUGCAAGUUUGUUCCCAAGUAUUCAUGGAAACAACGAGGUGAAGAGGGGUAUUCUGCUCAUGAUGUUCGGUGGCGUCGCUAAAACAACCGUGGAAGGUACAACCCUUCGCGGUGACAUAAACGUAUGUAUAGUAGGCGAUCCGAGUACAGCUAAAUCUCAGCUCCUGAAGCAAGUGAGUGAGAUCACCCCGCGGGCUGUAUACACCAGCGGGAAGGCUUCCUCGGCCGCUGGUCUCACAGCCGCUGUUGUUAAGGACGAGGAAUCAUUCGACUUCGUGAUAGAAGCAGGCGCAUUAAUGUUGGCCGAUAAUGGUGUAUGUUGUAUCGACGAGUUCGACAAGAUGGACCCCGCGGACCAGGUGGCCAUACACGAGGCUAUGGAACAGCAGACCAUAUCACUAGCCAAGGCCGGUGUUAGGGCUACUCUAAAUGCUCGCACAUCCAUUCUAGCAGCAGCAAAUCCAAUAGGAGGACGUUAUGACAGAGCGAAAUCAUUACAACAGAAUGUGUCUUUAAGCGCUCCGAUUAUGUCAAGAUUCGAUUUGUUCUUCAUACUCAUAGAUGAGAGUAGUGAGAUGGUGGAUUACGCUAUUGCAAGGAAAAUUGUAGAUCUGCAUUGCAACAAGGAAGAGACUUAUGACUGUGUUUAUACGAGAGAAGAUUUGCUUAGGUAUAUUGCGUUUGCGAGAUCGUUCAAGCCGAUUAUAACAGAGGAGGCGGGCAAGCUACUAGUAGAAUACUACGGCGUUCUUCGUGCCAGAGACGGCAGCGGAGCGGGCGGGAAUGGCUCGUGGAGGAUCACGGUGCGACAACUCGAGUCUAUGGUGCGACUAGCGGAGGCCAUGGCCAAGAUGCACUGUAGUGGACAAGUGGCCGCCACUCACGUACACGAGGCGUACAGGCUGCUGAACAAAUCAAUAAUACGCGUGGAGCAACCUGAUAUUCAUUUAGAUGAAGAAGAAACACAAUUCGAACCGAACAUGGAAGUGGACAACGACGUACCCAACGGGACUGCUAAUGGCCACGUGAAUGGAGAUUCGGCACCUAAAAAGAAGUUGACUCUAUCGUUCGAAGAGUAUAAAGCACUAAGCGAUAUGUUGGUAGUGUUCAUGAGGAAAGAGGAAGCGGAAGCCGAAACUAGAGGCGAGGAGAGUUCCGGUAUGCGUAAGAGCGCAGUAGUGAGCUGGUACCUGGAGCAGUUGGUGAGUCAGGGGCAUAUCGAAGAUGAGGACGAGCUGCUGCAACGGAAGACCCUCGUAGAGAAAGUGAUCGAUCGUCUAAUGUACCACGAUCAAGUUAUUAUACCGUUAUCCACGACAGGUCUGAAAGCAUCACAAAAGUCGUCGGAUCAGGAGAUCGAAGACGAUCCCUUAUUAGUAGUCCAUCCUAACUAUGUUGUUGAUACAUAAAAUAUUUCUUGUCUGUAAGCAUAAGUACCUUUUUUAAAUAAAAAUGUAUCAUUU